Molecule: messenger RNA, 1806 nt
Organism: Salvia miltiorrhiza (redroot sage)
Lineage: Eukaryota; Viridiplantae; Streptophyta; Magnoliopsida; Lamiales; Lamiaceae
Exons: 6
Coding region: 37-1479 (480 amino acids)
Source: RefSeq, a predicted model, not a curated record
GUGAAGUGAAACACACACACACCGACACACGCAUUGAUGAUGAACAUCAUAUUGUUGUCAGGCCCAAGGGCUCCUGCUCUCCUUUUUCUUCUUCUCUCCCUCUUCAUUACUUUGCUGUUUUUCGCCCCACGGAUUCACCUCGGUAAUUAUGAUUCUGUGAUUGCCGUUGAGAUACCAUCAGUACCAGAUCUGGACUGCGUGACAUGGAAUCACACCAAAAAAUGCCCCAAAUAUCACCCAACCUUUUCGCAGGCGGCGAAGCAGCAGAGUGGAUCCGACUGCCCCGAAUACUUCCGGUGGAUCCACGAAGACCUGCGCCACUGGAGAAACACAGGAAUCACCGAGAAGAUGGUGGCGGGGGCGCGGCGGAGUGCGCAUUUCCGGCUGACGAUUCUGGACGGCAGAAUGUACGUGGAGAAGUUCGCGGAGGCGUUCCAGUCGCGCGUCUUGUUCACGCUGUGGGGGUUCGCGCAGCUGAUGACGAGGUACGGAGGGAAAUUGCCCGAUCUGGAGCUGAUGUUUAACAGUGUGGAUCGGCCGGUGGUGAAAGCGGAGCAGUACGCGGCGGCGGGGAAGAUCCCGCCGCCGCUGUUCAAGUACUGCGCAGAUAAUCGCACCUUCGAUAUCGUCUUCCCCGAUUGGAGCUUUUGGGGCUGGGCAGAGCUAAAUAUACAGCCAUGGAGCAGCUUUCUCAAGGAGAUGAAACAAGGGAUGGACAAUUUGAAAUGGGAGGACAGAGUGCCCUACGCCUACUGGAAGGGAAACCACAAGGUUUCCGUUCAAAGAUACAAACUCAUGCAAUGCAAUCUCACUCGUCACAACGACUGGGAUGCGCGCCUUUACUCUGUAGAUUGGAAAGCAGAGAAGCGGAGAGGAUUCAAUCAGUCGAAUCCUGCAAACCAGUGCAGCCACAGGUACAAGAUUUAUGCAGAGGGACGGACAUGGUCUGUGAGUAAGAAGUACAUUCUAUCCUGCAACUCGCCCACCUUGCUCAUCCAGUCCCGUUGGCACGACUUCUUCACGCGUGGCCUCAUCCCUCAACACCAUUAUUGGCCGGUUAGAGACUCCCAAAUGUGCAGGUCACUGAAAUUUGCUGUUGAAUGGGGCAACAAUCACACUGCAAAGGCAAAGGCGAUUGGCGAAGGAGGGAGCCGGUUUAUCCACGAGGAUCUGAAGAUGGAGUAUGUGUAUGACUACAUAUUCCAUCUGCUAAAUGAGUACGCGAAGCUGUUCAAGUACAAGCCGAGGAUCCCUCCAAACGCAGUGGAAGUGUGCUCGGAGUCAUUGGCGUGCUCAGCAGAUGGGAACUGGAGAAAGUUCAUGGAAGAAUCCAUGGAGAAGUCAGCUAGUGAUGCAGCUCCAUGCACAAUGCCUCCACCUUAUGAGGAUCAUCAGUUGAAGGCUUUCGUCGAUGAACAGGCCAAGGCAACAAAACAAGUUGAAGCAUGGCAAGAAGAGUAUUGGGCCAACCAACAAUAGUGAAAUGCGAUUUGCCUCGAUUAAUCUUCUUCAUUCUUGCUCCCAUUGCUUCUUGAUGUGUAAAAAUUAGAUUGUAGAUUUUCUUUUAUUAGACUUUAGUCUUGCUUUGCGAAAAUGUUUCUCUCUGAUCUAAUUAUUUAAGGUAUGAGUUUUGUCUACAAAUUGGCGUGGAGACAAAUAUGGCCUCUUCGUAUAGUUCGUUUGAAGAUCAUAAAAACUUGUGUGAGAUUGGGUCAAAAUUAGGAAUUAGGAUCCAAUCCUAUAUAUUUCAAUGGCAAAUUUGUAAUUUGUUAGAUAUGUAAUUACAAAUAUGGCAUUGAAUAUCAA